Sphaeramia orbicularis (orbiculate cardinalfish) is the source of this 2820-nucleotide messenger RNA. RefSeq names its product rap1 GTPase-activating protein 2-like. Bases 113 to 2101 code for a protein of 662 amino acids. Gene Ontology annotation, molecular function: GTPase activator activity. The transcript has 25 exons. Gene Ontology annotation, biological process: regulation of small GTPase mediated signal transduction. NCBI's taxonomy places the organism in Eukaryota, Metazoa, Chordata, Actinopteri, Kurtiformes, Apogonidae. The record is from RefSeq and is a predicted model, not a curated record. Gene Ontology annotation, cellular component: plasma membrane; cytoplasm.
GUAUUUAUAGAGAGAGAGAGAGAGAGGGAGAGAGAGAAAGAGAGGGAGAGAGAGGGAGAAGGAAACCAGACACAAAAAGAGACAAAGAGGAGGAGAGGGCGAGCCAGAGACGAUGCUGAGGAGGAAGAGAAGCGUUUCAUUCGGAGGGUUUGGAUGGAUUGAUAAAGCCACUGUCACUGCUUUGAGAGCUCGUAAACAGGAGCUCCUCACCAUUUCCAAUGUGCCCGUUUCAGACUGCCCCCCCUCUCCCCCUCGAACCGCACCCCCCACCAUGAAGUCGGCUCAUUUCUUCGACACGAUGGAUAAAAUGGAGCAGGUGCCAGAGGCUGCAGAGAUGAAGACAGUUCCUCCGAGACAGAAGGAUGACUACAUUCCUUAUCCGAGGAUCGAGGAGGUGUUGCAGCGAGGCGGACCGUACCCUCAGGUCAUCCUACCUGAGUUCGGAGGUUACUGGAUUGAGGAUCCUGAAGCUCCGCCUCCAUCUGCUCCUCCGCCUUCCUCACAGGAAAUAAAAGAGGAGGAGGAGGACAAAGAUACAGCCCCAGGGGAUUAUGGGUAUCAUCUGGAGGAGAUCAACGAGGCUGCACGGGCGUACAGGAAGCACUUCUUAGGCAGGGAGCAUUUAAACUUCUCUUGCUCGGCGAGCAGUUUGGGAAACCUGCUGUUAUCUGUGAGACAUGAGGAGGACAAAGAGCAUGAGCACCUUCACGUCAUCAUCAGGUCUCGAGUGAAGACCGUCUACCACAGACUGUCUCUGUCUGAUCUGCCUGAAAUCCCCAGCGUACCAGAACUGGCCAAGCUGCUGUGUGAUGAAGCAGCAGGUCUACGUUUCAGCCCCGUCCUCUACCCGAAGGCGUCUCAUUUGAUUGUAAACUACGACGAACACGAGGUGAACAACACCUUCAAGUUUGGAGUCAUUUAUCAGCGAUUUGGACAGGUGUCUGAGGAGGAGCUGUUCCAGAACAACGAGGAGACUCCAGCCUUCACAGAGUUCCUUCAGCUGCUCGGAGACACAGUGGAGCUGCAGGACUUUAAAGGGUUUCGUGGAGGUCUGGAUGUGUCUCACGGUCAGACGGGGUCUCAGUCUGUCUACACGAUCCACCGACAGCAGGAGGUCAUGUUCCACGUCUCCACUAAACUGCCUUUCACUGAGGGAGAUGCACAGCAGCUCCAGAGGAAACGUCACAUAGGAAAUGACAUCGUAGCGGUGGUGUUUCAGGAAGAGGCCACGCCCUUUGUCCCUGACAUGAUUGCCUCCAACUUCCUCCACGCGUUCAUCCUGGUUCAGGUGGAGGAGCCCUGCAGCGACACCACCUCCUACAAGGUGUCCGUCACCGCCAGAGAGGACGUCCCUCCUUUUGGUCCGCCCCUCCCAAACCCAGCUGUGUUUAAGAAGGGUCCAGAGUUCAGAGAGUUUCUUCUCACUAAACUCCUCAACGCAGAACUCGCCUGUUAUAAAAGCGACCGCUUUGCCCGAUUGGAGGAGCGAACCCGGGCUGCUCUGUUGGACACCCUCCAUGACGAGCUGCAGAGACGCUCCCACACCAUGCUGGGAUUAACAUAUGGUUUGGAUGAGGAGGGGCGGGGUGAGAACGGACACGCCCAUGGAGGACUGCUGGAGUCCAUCAAGAGGGCAAUGCGGGGGCGGAGCGUCUCCAUGGAGACCAUGUCAAGGGGAGGGGCAGGUCUACCCACCAGUCUGAGUGGAGGUGGACUGGCACACAUCAGCGCUGAGUAUAAUGUUAAAUCUCCAGUGAAGAGGCGUUCAGGAAUUUUUCCUCGUUUACUGAGCGUUGACAGUCAAACAGAGAAACACAAUCACAGAAGCCUCCUCAGUGAGCAGAGGAGCUUCGACGGCUGCCAUCCAACACUGGAGGUGAGGCCAGAGGAGCCGUCCAAUCCCAGCUCACCAGAGGCGGGACAAAGGAACAGGAUCCUCAUGAAGAAGGAGAGCAGUAAGAUUUCCAGGUCGACGUCGAGCACCUGCAGCUUUGGCGUCUCCGCAGACGACUCACACCUGCUCGCCCAGACUGUGACUGUGGAAAGUCAAAGUUCAAGUCCGCUCAUCGUCUGUCGCAGUCCCACAGAGUUGAAAAAAUAAAAACUCUCCCAGAACCAACCUCAAGUUUCGUUUCGAUAAACUGAGCCACUCGGCUGCACAGGGACACUGAAGUCCAUCCACACAGAAAACCCAUGACAAACACGUCAAACUGGAGACACUGAUGGACACUGAGGACCCUCGUGGAUGUCUUACGUUAAAGGAUCAGUCCAUUGAUUUUCUGUUCUUUAGUGACGUGUACAGUCAAACAGCUGCAGUCAGUUCAUCCUAUGCAGAGCUCUAGGUUCAUCUAAACCCUGAUUUAUCUCCUUAAUCUGUGCUGUAGAGACAGUGUUGACUGAAAUACAUUAAAAACACAUUCACUGAGCCUUGUUGUUGCAGCAGGUGACAAGUUUGUUCUUCAUGAAACAGAAGGAAACGCUAGUUAUUUAACUAAGCAGCUCCGAGGGCUGAUCAAGACCAUCACUUUUUCUAGUGGAGAUGAGUUCCUCUGCAGACUGCACAGAUGGUGCCAAGUGAUGUUCAUUAUCAGACUCCUCUGAGUUUUAAUCUCCACAUGACUCCACAGUGGAAGAGAUUAAACCUCAGCAAAGUGACUUAGACAGAAAUGUAAUUUGGUUCAUCCUGAGAUACUCAGAGAAGUAGUUCAUACUCUUAAUGUAUGUGGUAUUAAAACUAGUGCUGUCAAACGAUUUAAAUUUUUAAUCAGAUUAAUCACAGGGUCACUGUGGAUUAAUUUCGAUUAAUCAGUAUUAAAUAUU